This is a messenger RNA of Malania oleifera, 1361 nucleotides long. RefSeq names its product ras-related protein RABH1b-like. Gene Ontology annotation, molecular function: GTPase activity; GTP binding. The transcript is spliced from 6 exons. Bases 235 to 861 code for a protein of 208 amino acids. The record is from RefSeq and is a predicted model, not a curated record. NCBI's taxonomy places the organism in Eukaryota, Viridiplantae, Streptophyta, Magnoliopsida, Santalales, Ximeniaceae.
GGGGGGGGGGGGGGUUCUAAAUUUAGAAAUCAUUGUAAGAUAAAUGAAAGUUUUGGUGAGGCAUAUAAAAUAUAUGCAUAAUUUGAGAGGGGGAGAGAGAAAACGAAAGAAGUUCACGUACUAACGUCCAAACGUACAGGUUUUUGCUGUCGCAUUCACGCCCUUUCAAAUCCCAAAACAGCAGCUGUUGUCUCUCCGAUCCAUCUCUCUCUCUCUCUCUCUCAAUCCCUGAAAAUGGCACCAGUCUCUGCUCUUGCCAAGUACAAGCUCGUCUUCUUGGGAGACCAAUCCGUUGGUAAAACCAGCAUCAUCACUCGCUUCAUGUACGAUAAAUUCGACAACACAUAUCAGGCUACAAUUGGUAUUGAUUUUUUAUCAAAGACCAUGUAUCUUGAAGAUCGAACAGUUCGUCUGCAGCUAUGGGAUACUGCUGGGCAGGAAAGAUUUAGGAGCCUCAUUCCAAGCUACAUUAGGGAUUCAUCUGUUGCUGUUAUUGUGUUUGAUGUCGCAAGCCGACAGUCUUUCCUAAACACUUCAAAGUGGAUUGAGGAGGUUCGUACUGAGAGAGGCAGUGAUGUCAUUAUCGUGCUCGUUGGAAACAAAACUGACCUUGUGGAGAAAAGGCAAGUUUCUAUAGAGGAAGGAGAAGCCAAAUCUCGUGACCUUGGUGUCAUGUUUAUUGAAACCAGUGCAAAAGCUGGCUUUAAUAUAAAGGCACUGUUCCGCAAAAUUGCUGCAGCACUACCAGGAAUGGAAAAUCUUUCUUCAACGAAACAAGAGGACAUGGUUGAUGUGAAUCUGAAGUCCACCAGCAGUGCUGCUUCACAGGCACAGCCUCAAUCAGGAGGAUGCGCCUGUUGAUGUAACCAUGCCCCAAACCUUGCAGUUCUUUGCUCCAUUUCCUGCCAUCUAUUUGGCUGAUGGUGAAUCUGAAAUCUACUGGUGGCAGCAAAUUUGAUUCCCAACCUCGGGCAGGUGGAUGCUUCUCCUAAAUCAUCUAUAUUUCUUGCUGCUGGGGUUUGUAAAGUUUUCAUGUUCUUCUGGAAAUGCUAAGUUAUUGGCUUAACACCUGGGCAGAAGUUUCUCUCAGAGAUCUAGGAGUGGAAAGAAGGAUGAUGAUAUGGAAGAUUGUCUUGUUAAUUAGAUUGGUGAGAAUAGAAUCUUAGAUGGAUGGCAAGAUUUAGUAAGGACUUGAAUAGAUUUUUUCCCUUUAGUACUUGAGGAUGAAUGUUAAACUUCUGUUUUUAAUUUUUUUUAACCGAGCAAUGAGCAUUUGGAUAUCCUUCAUUGUAGCUUCAAGUGAAAGUGUGUAAUUAUUUAUUUUGACAUGCACCAAGGUUUGAAGGUUUUUGUUUCCAAAA